Molecule: messenger RNA, 2327 nt
Organism: Durio zibethinus
Lineage: Eukaryota; Viridiplantae; Streptophyta; Magnoliopsida; Malvales; Malvaceae
Source: RefSeq, a predicted model, not a curated record
CUUUUAAAUUUAGAAAAAAAAAACAUUUCUUUUAUCUUUUUCUCUCUCUUUUUUUCUCAUAUGUUACUCAAAUCUCUGCAAUUUCUUAGUUAAUCUUUCUUUUGAAUCGCAUCGACCUCUCUCUCGUUCUCUCAAAAUAUUAAAAAAAAAGAUUUUUAUCCACUUUCUUUCGUUUUCUCUCCUCCCAAUCACUCUAUCGGUAACAUCAAAAAAGGAAAAAAAUGAAAAAUAAGAAAAUUUGUCUAGCUAGGUUCCGUGAUUCCAUGAAGAUCUAGGGUUUCCAAUGGUUUCUCAGCUGCAUUUCAUUUGAUCUGUGCGGAAACGUUGCUUGAGCUGUGUUUGGUUAUGCGAAGGAAAGAAAAUGGAGGCAGUUGUUGUUGGAGAUAUAGCGUGUUUGGAUGCGGAGUUAUUGCAGCUCCAGGAGAUGUCUCCGUUAGCUCUCAAAUCCAAUCCUGAAUUCACUCAAAAGCUUUUCGAACAGUGGCUUUCGCUUCCCGAUGUUAACAAGCUGGUGACGACAUUGGUUAAUGAUGCAAAGGCGGGUAAUCCUUUGAAUGUUCGCGGUAAUGCUUCCAGUGGAAGUACUGCCACAAGCAAUUCUUUACCUUCCAUGUUUCCUGCUGGCAGUGCUCCUCCCCUUUCACCAAGAAGUACAUCUGGUUCCCCUCGUAUAACAAAACAAAGGGCUGGUCCUUCAAACUUGGGCUCUCCACUGAAAGUAGUUAGCGAGCCUGUGAAGGAGUUGAUACCUCAGUUUUACUUUAAAAAUGGCCGUCCACCUCCAAAUGAUCUAAAAGAACAAUGCAUGCUUCGAAUCAAUCAGUUCUUCUAUGGCCACCCAGAUGGGCUAAAGCUGCAUGGUAAGAUACAUGCAUGCAUUGCCUUAACAGAUAUUUCUGAAACUCAUCUGAUAUUCAUGUUUUACUUCCUAUGCAUUUCAGAAUUCAAAUUAGUGACCAAGGAAAUCUGCAAGCUGCCUUCAUGUUUCUCCCUAUUACUUUUCAGAAAAAUUGAUGUUGGUAGCACUGGUUUGAUUACAAGAGAUGCAUUUAUUGAUUAUUGGGUCAAUAGCAACAUGUUAACAAGGGAUAUAGCAACCCAAAUAUAUACAAUAUUAAAGCAACCAGAUCUCAAAUACCUGACUCAGGAUGACUUCAAACCUUUACUCCGAGAACUAUUGGCAACUCAUCCAGGGCUGGAGUUCUUACAGAGUACACCUGAGUUUCAGGAAAGAUAUGCUGAAACUGUCAUAUACAGAAUAUAUUACUACAUAAAUAGAUCUGGGAAUGGUCACCUCACUCUUAGGGAGUUGAAACGUGGAAACUUGAUUGAUGCCAUGCUACAUGCUGAUGAGGAAGAGGACAUUAAUAAAGUUUUGAGGUACUUUUCGUAUGAACAUUUUUACGUGAUAUACUGCAAGUUUUGGGAGCUGGAUACAGAUCAUGAUUUCUUGAUUGACAAGGAGAACCUUGUCAGAUAUGGAAACCAUGCGCUUACCUACCGGAUUGUCGAUAGGAUAUUUUCUCAGGUUCCAAGAAAGUUUACCAGUAAGGUUGAAGGAAAGAUGGGGUAUGAAGAUUUUGUUUACUUUAUCCUAGCAGAGGAAGACAAGUCAUCUGAGCCUAGUCUUGAGUAUUGGUUCAAAUGUAUAGAUUUGGAUGGCAAUGGAGUUCUAACACGUAAUGAAAUGCAAUUCUUUUAUGAGGAGCAGCUGCAUCGAAUGGAAUGCAUGGCACAGGAGCCUGUGCUCUUUGAGGACGUCUUAUGUCAGAUAAUUGACAUGGUUAAACCGGAGAAUGGCAGCUAUAUUAUGUUUCGUGACCUGAAAGGUUCUAAACUUUCUGGAAGUGUUUUCAAUAUCCUUUUCAAUCUCAACAAAUUCAUUGCCUUUGAAACUCGUGAUCCAUUCCUCAUUCGUCAGGAGCGUGAGAAUCCUACAUUGACAGAAUGGGAUCGAUUUGCACAUAGAGAAUAUAUUAGGCUUUCAAUGGAAGAAGAUGUCGAAGAUGCCUCUAAUGGAAGUGCAGAAGUUUGGGAUGAAUCACUUGAGGCUCCCUUCUAAGUUGAAUAGGGUGCUCGGGGAAGAGCUCAACUCACUUCUUCCAUGCUGGGCACCAGAAAGAGAAUAUCACCUUGAAUGGGCGAGGAAGAUACAUCGGACGUCAUUGGAGGAAAUUUUUGAGCUUGGCCAUGUGGGAUGUAGUCUUGAUGCACCAGUGAAGGAUUUCAAGCCUUUGCAUACAUGGUUUGACCAAACAUGAUUGAAUCAUGCUAUUCGAGCCCCACUUUAUCUAAAGCACCUUUCACAUGGACGAGUUUUUGCUGGG